This is a messenger RNA of Sporothrix brasiliensis 5110, 1959 nucleotides long. RefSeq lists its product as uncharacterized. Gene Ontology annotation, molecular function: hydrolase activity, acting on carbon-nitrogen (but not peptide) bonds. The coding region runs from base 1 to 1959 and encodes 652 amino acids. NCBI's taxonomy places the organism in Eukaryota, Fungi, Ascomycota, Sordariomycetes, Ophiostomatales, Ophiostomataceae. The record is from RefSeq and is a predicted model, not a curated record. The transcript has 6 exons.
AUGCCGACGACGACGACCGACACGUCUGGGCGGGCGGCCGCCUGCCGGAUCGCGUCCAGCAUCACCGUCUCGUCCGCCGCGUACGUCUGCGUCUCCACAAACGGCGCCAUCCCGGGCGACUCGUCCAGCGACACCGUGUCCACCACGUACUUUCGUCGUCGUGACGCCGAGAAGGGCGAUGCCCUUUUGGACGACAGCGUCAAAGGCCUCCGCCUGGGUCUCGCCGCCGCCGACGUGGGCAACCCCGACGCCGUCCAGUGCGUGGAGGGUCGUGCGCAGGCCGCCCACGCCAAAGUCCAUGCCGUGGUUGUUGGCCACCGUCACGACGUCCAAGCCCAGAUCGCGCAGCACGGGCGCAUGCGACGGAUCCGCGUGCAGCGCAAUCAGCUUCUCGGCGCCGUUCACAAAGUUGGCGUCGGCGGUGUGCAGCUCGCGGUAGACCGGGUUGGCGGCAACGGGCCGGUGCAGCGGGCCAUUGAUGACGACGUCGCCGCCGACGACAACGGAGAUGGGCAUUUUGGAUGGGGUACAAACGGUGAUGAGCGAGAGGUCAAUACGAAUGCUUCCAACGGGCGGCAACACUUUCUCCGGAACGACCUUGUGGAGCAGGUCUCCUCAAAUGCAUCUCGCAACACCAUGUCUGCUCCAUACACAGUGCACACGUCGACACUCUUCGACCCAAAGCAGAAGAAGUUUGUCUCCGACGUGUCCGUCACGGUCGACCCCGUCUCGGGAAAUAUCGUCAAGGUCGAGCAGCGCUCGCCGGGCGCUCUGGGUGAUGUUGUGCCCGCCGGCGACAUUGACCUGCGCGGCAAAGUGGUGAUGCCGGGUCUUGUGGACGCCCACGCCCACAUCUUUCUGCACAGCUACGACGAACGCCCGUCGCUGAACCAGAAGCGCGACGAGAGCAAUGCCGAGCGCAUUUUGCGCGCCGCGCAGCACUGCCGCACGGCCCUUCUCGCGGGCUACACGACGUACCGCGACCUCAGCUCCGAGUCCAUGGGCGAGGCGGACGCGCAGAUUCGCGACUGCAUCAACCGGGGGCUCAUCCCGGGCCCGCGGCUGUUUGUGGCCACGCGCGCCCUCGCCAGCACCGGCUCGUACGAGCUGCGCACGGAGAACCACGCCAACGGCGUGUGCUACCCACGCGGCGGCGAGGCCGUGGACGGCGUGGACGAGGCGCGCAAGGCGGUGCGGCGGCGGCUGGCGGCGGGCGCCGACGUGAUCAAGUUCUUUGCCGACUACCGCCGGCGCAUCAUGCGCUACCCGCCGGCGCAGCAGCACCCGUACGUGGUGAGCGCCACGCACCCGCCGGCCGACCCCAACCCGGACAUUGUCGUCUUUGCGCAGGAGGAGAUGGACGCCAUCGUGCGCGAGGCCCGCCUCGGCCGCGCGCCCGUGGCCUGCCACGCCGGCACCCUCGAGGGCGCGCGCAUGGCCGUCGCCGCCGGCGUGCACACCAUCGAGCACGCCUACUACGCCGACGCGGCCCUGUUCCGGCAGAUGGCGGACCGCGGCUGCCUGCUUGUGCCGACCCUGGCCGUCUGCGAGCGCCUGCACGCCAAGCGGUUCCCCGCGAUCCUCGCGCAGACCACGCUCGCGCACCGGCUGGGCGUCCGCCUGGCCGUCGGCGGCGACACGGGCACGUACCCGCACGGCCAGAACGCGCGCGAGCUUGAGCUCCUGGUCGAGGGCUGCGGGCUCCCGCUCGAGAACGUGCUGGAGGCGUGCACGGUGGGCGGCUGGGAGGCGUGCGGCGGCGCGCUGUGCGGCGUGCCCUUUGGGUGGCUGGCCGCGGGCGUGCGCGCGGACCUGAUUGCGCUGGCGACGGACCCGCGCGAGGACCUGCGGGCGUUUCGGCGCGUCGACUUUGUGAUGAAGGACGGCGUGGUGUGGAAGCAGGACGGCAAGGGCGUCAACAUGUACGAGGACGACCACACCUGGGUUGGCUGUGAUUGA